GAGAUGCCCAACACGCCUGAAGGCGCCCAGUUGGAAGAUAGUGUCACCGACUCAAGCGAUGCUGAACAACAGACUGCUGAAAAAUGUUUCACUGAAGAUCCAAGUGGUGCCACAAUUCGAAAGGUUCUGUUUGAAAACAUCCUUUUCUUGGAGGUCUUCGCUGGAACUUCUUCACUAACAAUCGAGGUGCGCAAAACAAACUUGCGUGGAGUGGCUGUCGACAAAGGUACGGAGAGAGCGAAAGGGCCUAUCACAAUUUUGGACCUCACCGCGCCAGAAGACUUGCAGUUCCUGAUGGAUUUCAUUCGGCAGGAGGCUCUUAACCUCUGCCUGGUUCAUUUUGCACCACCGUGUGGAACCUGUUCAGCCGCAAGAAAAAGAAAGUUGCCUUCAGAAGUGCAAGCGAAGUUGAAAGACGCUGGAAUAACUCCGCCACAGCAGUUGCGUUCCGAACAAUUUCCAAUGUGGCUCCCAGGGAUUGCAGGGGAUCACCCUCACAAGCCAUGGACACCGACUCUGACAGCUGAUGGUGUCCAUUAUCCUACAAAGGAUGAAGCGGAGUAUCCAAAGCUCCUAUGUCAGAGAGUGGCAGCACUUUUAAUUGCUGAUUUGCAAGCGCAAGGCAUUGAACAACCGCAAACCAUAACACAGCAGAUUGCCCAGCGACGCACUACAGCAAUCAACUCGGUUGCUAUGGGCUUACUUCCCCGAGGUCAAAAGCUGAAACCUUUGGUCAGCGAGCUUGGUCAUUACGUACAAUUUGCUGUCAGGCCAGAUAUGGAUGCAAGCCGCAUUCUGCCACAACUCACAAAAGGAGCUCGGAUAACCGACCGGAAACUUCUUACUGGGGGUGACAAGCGGGUUUCCGACUUAACUGGUGAAUCUCUGAAAUACUUGGAAGGAUUUCAUGUUAGCAAUGAGACAAAGGUUGAGCUUGUGACGUUUGGAAUCCCAAGAGAACCUUGGGAUUUUGUGAAAAAGGCUGCACAGGUUGGGCAUCCGAGAUUCUUGCCAUACGCGGGUUCAGAACAGCUUGAUGACUUCGUGUCAGAGAACCCGAAGAUGCAGAGUUACACCUUGCCGCUUGGGAAGAAACUCAAGCGGAAUGCGAGCGAAAAUGGAUCUGGGAGGACACAACUGAAGUUCACUUUGCAUGGGGUGGAUUUCAUUGCAGCUUCAUUGAUCAGAGCGCUUGUCUUGAAUCAGAAGUCGAACAUGGCGAAGCUCUAUGGCUUAAACAGCCUCCCUUUUGGGGCGACGGGUAGUGUUGCUGGUUUCCUCAGGGUCAGUUCGGCCCUCUUUUAUGUCUUGAGCGUGGGCUUGAAGGUAUGGUGCAGCGCUUUCUUUGAUGACUUCCCAACAAUGGCAGCCGAUGCAGCAGCCGCUCAGACGGAUAAGUGCGUUGGCUUCCUGUUCGACUUGCUUGGAAUGCAAUAUGCAAAGGAGGGCAAGAAAAACCAACCAUUCAGCAACGAGAUGAGAGCACUGGGCCUCAUCUUCGACCUGGCUGGGUUUGACGAAGGUGUUGUCUUUAUAAAGCACACGCCUGAACGCAGGUCAGACUUGCUGGAGAGAAUAACAUCGAUCCUGAGAUCCAAUGAGCUUUCCCCGAAGGAGGCCGAGUCAUUCAAGGGCAGAGCGCAGUGGUUUGAAAGUUUCUUGUUUGGCCGGACGGCAAACCUUGCUAUUCACCGACUUGGAAAAAGAGCCUUGAUGAAAGGUGGAAGGCAGGGACACAAACUUGAUGCAGAACUAAGAACCUCCUUGGAAUUCCUCCGACACAGGGUUGAACAUGGAGCUCCUCUUCAACUUACUGCCACAACGGAGCAGGCUAUUCUUAUCUUCACCGAUGGAGCCUUCGAUGAAGAGACAGGCAUCGGGUCAAUUGGUGGAGUCCUCUUGGAUCAUAACGGCACAGCACUCAGCUACUUCAGUGAGCGGGUCCCUAACCUGCUAAUGGAAUUUUUCCUGAAGGAGGCGGAAAAUCCUAUUUACCUGGUAGAGCUGUUGGCGGUGCAUGUUGCCGCUUUUCUUUGGGGUGGCCAGACGUUUGGCAGGUACAUCGUGAUGUACAUCGACAACGAAGCCUCUCGAAUGGCCUUGGUCAAAGCCUACUCCUCCACCCUUCUUGGAAACGUUGUGAUCCAACUCUUUGUGCAAGAAGAAGACCAACAUCAAUGGAAGGUGUGGUUUGGAAGAGUUUGCAGCCACGCAAACAUAGCUGAUGGCCCCAGUCGUGGACAUGUUGAAGACAUGAAAGCUUGUGGGGCUGUGCACAGCCAGUGCGCAUGGGACGUGGUCAUAUGCUCACUGGAAGCAGUCGAGCACAAGCUCAGAUGGAGGUGA
Messenger RNA from Cladocopium goreaui, 2346 nucleotides. Lineage: Eukaryota; Dinophyceae; Suessiales; Symbiodiniaceae. The record is from the annotation of a GenBank genome assembly.